CACGUGAUCAAACUUGUAAAUUUCGAGGUUCGCCAUUUUUCUCUCACCUUUACUUGAACGCAGGAAUUUGCAAAGCUCUUGCAGAGCUACAAGACAAUAUUCGAAGGUACUAUUAUUGCAGUGCGAAAGCUUACUCCUUGUCUUUUCUCCCUGCCCCCUGGCUUCGUCGGAGUUAUAAGCUGCCGAGCCUGCGGGCGAAGCAAACUGGACUCACUUCUCCUUUCCCGUACUUCCGAGACACUGUGAAUUUUUAAUCGAUUUGAACGUAUAUAUGUUUGUGCUAGAUCUAUUUGAGUAAAAUUUUCCAUGCAAUGAAAUCCAAUCCUGUUGUGCUUGUCAAAACGGUUUCUAUUUAAAUUUGAUGUCACUGAAAAAAAAUCUCUCGUAAUCUCAGUCUUAUCUUACGUUUGUUCAUUUGUUUUUUUUGCACCUAGGAAUCAGUAUGUCGGAAACUCUAACGUUUGGACCGGAGUGGUAAGCGGAAAAUAAAAUGAUAUGUUAAUUGGUAUUAUUUGAAAUUAUUACGACCUACUUCUUUCUUUGACGGAUGGGUUUAUUACGAAAUUAAGACGGCAAUUUAAAACAUAUGCUCUUGUAGUGAGCAGAAGUCGCUCACACUUUGUAUUUAAUUUACGACUUACAUCAGCUGAUACUCCGACACGUUACGCGCUUUGAUGUGGUGUGAAUAGUGUGAGACACCAUUUUUGUUGAUAACUCAGCCUGUGUGUAGUUUUUCCUUUUUUCCUCAGACUAUAUACGUUCUUGACUUAACAUUUUUUUGGCGCUUCUCCUAAAUGUUGUUUAAAUGCUAGCUUCGCUUGGAAAACGUUGUUUUUCUUUUCCAGAAAAAAAACAACAGACUGUUCAGUUUGCAUUACAGGGACUUACAAAUGAUAUUAAAUUGAUGUACUUUUUAUGAGUGAGAGAGUACCUUUUCCUAAGGCAAGCUGGCUGAUUGGAAAUUAUUUUCAGCUCAUGAGGUUGAACUCACUUUUGACAAGGCUAAAGUAAAUUCUUUCCACUUUCCAAAGGAAGCAAUUAAAAAACAGAAAAUACAAUCAGAGAACAAAAGUGGUUCCACCCCUCUUCCCAACCCCUUGAAAAUAAGAUGGUUUGCCCUAAAUUUGGAGAAGUAAUUGUUAUCAAAAAAUUCAUUGAGUCAAGUGGAAGCUGCAAUGAGGUCAUUUGAAUACCUUUCUUGUUGUUGGUUUUUUGCCUUGAGGAUCACUGCUUUCUAAGUGAAAAUGGGAUUGUGCUAGUUAUAAGCUCCAUGUGGACAUGUUUGCCCUGUAUUUUAAAAUAACCUUACCAGUAACACUGCAUCAAAAAUUUAAUGUGUGCAUUUUUGUAGCUCUUUAUUGACAUUUGUAUGUUAAUGACCCUUUCAAAAUUUUUUUAUUUUCACUUGGUUUGUGAAAUAUGGGAGAUCAUAGUUCAUGUUUUGUUCUUUAAAAGAAGUGAGGUUGUACUUAUUGUGAAUGCUGCAUUGACCAAACAAAAAUAUUAACAGAAUGGCAUUAAAAAGUAUGAAGGUGCAAUCACAGUGUAACUUAGAUGACUCCUAGCAGUUUCUCUUUGAAGGACCACAGCUUUAAUAACUUCCAUGAUUUGGCUUUUUACAUCUUCAGUUUGUAAAAUAAAUAAUCCAUUAGUGAAUUCACUGCUUGCCACAACAUGGGAGAUUGGGGGGUUAUGGGGUGGGGAAAGACUAGUUCCACUAGUAAUACAAUUCAAAGGCCUUGUGACCGAACUAUUUCCCAAACUCCUGAACAUAGUAUUAUUAUUAUUAUUAUUAUUAUUAUGACGAUGCAUGAAAUUCUGAAAUUCAACUUUGUAUGGAUUUGCUGCAUUUAAACCCAUGAAUGUCUUUAAAAUGCUCACUGCAGGUUGCGUGCACUGUCCAGUGGUAACAGUGUUACCUCUCCUCCACCUUCCCCUGGGCCAAAGUACAAACUUGCUGAGCACCGGUAUGGUAAGGAGGAGAUGCUGGCGCUGUUCAGUGAGGAUGUCAUGGUGCCCCCAGAGUUACAGUUGUUUGAUUCAAUCUGUAGAACUCGACCUGCUCUUCCUUUAGCUUUUCAACAAUUUACAGAGGAGGAACAGGUGCUGAUGAUAACAAUAUUUUAACCCUUUCACCUCUAAGUUCUGCAUGUCAAUUCUCUGCCCAGUCUGCUAUGAAGUUCUUAAAAAUUUUAGCUUCAAGAAUUUGGUGAUAAUUUAGAGGAUAAUGUCAAGCUGUUAUUUUACUUUUUUUCCAUCGCCUCUCUAUGCUUAUCAAGCAUUAUUUAUUUUUCUUUGUAUGUUUUUAUUUCUCACUAUAAUUAUUGGUCAAUAUAGUGGGUCAUAUUUCACCUUACAACCUGCAAAAUUCAAAAUUUUGUCUGAGUUGAAAUCUCUCCCCCUCUUUAUGAACCCAGAGAUAUAAUAAAUAUCUCCCUAACCUCAAUUUCUCCACCAGUAUGGUAAAUUAAGGUCCAAGUUUUUCUGCUCAGAUUUAUGGCCUAGGCCAUAAAUCCAAGCAGAAAAACUUACCUCAUUUCAGACCUUGAACUUGGUUAGUGUUUAUCUCUGACUAUUGGACAAAAUUAAUUUCUCAAGUCAAAUUUAUUAAUUGACCUCUGUCAAUGUACAAUUUGGUUUUUGAGAUUUUGUCAUAAAUAAAGCUUGACAACCCCACUUAAGUGAUGUUUGAUUCAUUUGGUCUCUUUUUUUAAAAAUGUAUUUCAUUUUUCCAGAGAAACUCUGCUGGGUCUGUUAACAGUAAUGCUGUCUUGAAGUUAAUGGGUCGUGGUGCAAUGCGAGGAGUUGGCCCGCCUAGAGGACCGGGUAGGGGUGGAAUUAGAGGUAAUGUGGUUUGUAUUUUAACUGGUUUUAUAUUGUUUGUUAAAUGAUAUCUCCUUUAGAAGCCAUCCUUUCUUUCCUUCUCUUUUUCUUCCUCAUCAUUCCGUAACUCCCAGGUACAAAACUUUUUUAAUGGUGACCAUUUUACAAUUGAUGGUGGCCAAAGAUGAUCUUUUGAAAAAACAAUCUCAGAGCUAAUAGAAUUCUUAACAUACUCCAAUUAAGGUUGUGAACUGUUGCACUACAAAUUUUACUUUGAACACUUCACAUUCUCUGAUUCACACCUUUUCUUUAAAUUCCCUGAGAAGCCGUUGCUCUCUGAGGGUUUUGUGUAACAAUUAUCUUUUUUCUUUUGUUGCUUUCUUUUCUCUUAGGGCGCGGCAGGGGGGAUGGGGGAUAUACAAGACAAACAUCAUAUGAAGACACCAGGGGAGAGGGUGGGGCAGGCUUUGGACGAGGCAGCGACACCCGCAGGCAGGGAUGGAGUGAGAACAGGUUAGAAUAUUGCUUCACUAACCUAUUUCUUAAAUCACUGCAUUCUGUUGUGAUGACCUUAAAAAUAUACGAGAGAAGAGAUUGUUCAACAACUUGAAGUGAAUCAAUUUUAGUUGAUUAAAAGCUUGUGUUAUCAGAGUUACAGUUUGUUCUCUGAUGGGUAUCAAACAUGUGCAAGGCCUCUACAACGGUAACAGUUGCUCUAUUUGUGUUUUAGUCGUGGAAGCUUUGAGAGAUCACCAAGCCUUAGAGAAUCAGGUUGGGUAUUUUUGUUAUCUGACAGGGAAAACUGUUGAAGAUCAUGGAUAAUAAUCUCCUGAUGGCCCUUUGCUCUUAAAUAAAGCCAAUUCAAAACUGGCAGUACAUUUUUGCUGCAAUUUGUUUUUCCUGAUGAAGGUGCAGUUCUUAUCUAAGUUGUGAAAUGAGAAAAUCACAGUUUCAUCAUCUGUAACCAGAAUUGCUGUUUAUUUAUAAAUAGGUGAUUUUUGCUUUUCCUGUUUUGUGAAGGGAUCAUUCAGAGAACAACAGCUUGAGUGUUAUUUUACACCUGCAUCACUGAUGCUGAUUGAUUAUUCUGCCUGGUUGUUUUAGGUCCAUCUGGUCCUGGCAGAGGAGGGUAUGAUCCAUCUUUAGCUCGACCUCGCCUCUCAAGUGACACAUCUUGGGAACGAGCAGAGAGAAGAUCAGAUAGCGGCAAUUGGAGGUCUGGUGAUGACGAUGAUGGCUGGAGAAUAUCUGGACAGCGGUCCUCUGAGAGAUCUGACAAAUGGAGAGGAGGUGAGUGAUGGAAGGACACAAGAAAGUAGUUUUAAUUAGUUAUAUUUCUUCAUUAUUAUUCAAGAUUUAUGUUUGGUAACUGCCUGACAGUAGAAGGUACUUGUCAUUUCCCCACAUGUGUGGGGCUUGUUAAUGAUGCUUUGUUUCAUUCAUUUGCAUUUUUUUGGAUAUGAGGGUUCUUAUUCAUUCCAUUUAUUUUCAAGGAUCUGAUUGUUAAAUCUCCCAUCUAGCUGUGACAUGUUACCCUAUAAAUCAAUUACAAGAAUCUGGUUUCAGAUCAAGAAAAAAACUACUUGAUCAGUUCAAGUAGAUAUUCUUAUUUCUUGUUUGCUGGAUGAUAUAAGGAUGUUAUAGGGUUGGGUUACAUGUUCAUCACUUGUUGCGGUUCAAGGGUUAAUUGUCUACCCACCUGUAAAACAGAGAAGGACACUGCACACACCUGCAGGUUGUUAGAGUACAUAUAGCGUAGUGAACAGUGGGAAUCAGAAUCAGAAAAAUGAAAAGGCUUCCAUAUUGUUCUGUAGGUGGUCCAUCAAGAGGCCGUGCAUCCUGGAGAGGGGGAACAGAGUCCUAUCGAGAACGAGGUCAUCCUGAUGACGAGUGGCAAACGGCACGUGGCAGUCGUCGGUCUUAUCAUGAUAAUGAAGAUGUUCGGUGGGGCUCAUCUUAUGACAGGCUCCCUGAAUGGAGUAAUGAUGAUAAUGAAGAUUUUACAACUCCUGGCACAUUUGAUUCUUCAGGAGCAUUUGUGUCUAAGGUAGCCUGUUGUGUCUUCUCCAUCUCUAAAAUAGUCUUCUUCAUCCUAUUAAACUUUUUGAGUGCUUUUACCAUUGUCUAUGCUGUGUGCUGUACUGUGUUACUUUGGGAGGUAACAUGCUAGUGUAAUUUGCUUUCAGUGUGUUGGGAGUUGGACCAAACCCUCUGAAAUUUUGACAUACAGAACAAGUCAUUGGGUACCUGAAGGGAAAAAAAUUACAGAAUACAUAGGACAGUGGAAUCUAGCAGUCAAUGCAUAGUAUUAAAAUUUGGAUUAUAUGCAAUGGAGGGAAAUUCGUAAAGUUUAUUCUUUAAUAAUUGCUGUUUGAUUCAACAUGUUUACUUAUGGACCACCUCUCCCAUGGUACUGAAAACAUUGUUUUGUUUUUUUUUGUUAGCAAAAGGAAGAGGACAGCCAAAGUAAAGAUGAGAGAAAAUAUGUUGAAAAUAGAGAUAAAAAUAUGGGAAAUCAGGUUAGAUAAUUAUAAAAAAUGUACAUAAACUUGACCCAUUUGUUUGUUAUUUUGUUGCCUCUUUUAUUAUUCUAUAACUUCAGUUCUAAUGAUUAUUCAUGGUAACUUGUUAUGGGAGAUGUGGUAGCCUGGUAGUUCAUGCACUGGACUGUGGGUCUAGAGGUCUGGGUUCCAGACUUGGCUAGUUCAUCAUGCUCUGUUCAUGGGCGAAUCAUGUCACUUUCACCGUGCAUCUGUCCACCCAGGAGUAUAAAUGAGUAUUGGUUCUGAAUUAUCAGGAAAGUCUGAUGAAAUGCUGGGGGGGGGGUAAUGGUACUCCCUGAUGACAGCUUUGUGUAUGUUGCCAUGGAUCAGAUUCGAAAAAUAAAAUUCUUAGUGGUGGGUUACUGGGGUGUAAUUCUCCUUGUUCUGACUAAAUGCCAACAUGCUUCUGUUGUAAAUAGUCUGAAAGUGAUGAUGAAGAACCACCAGAUGUUUGGGAUGAUGAGGACAAGGAUGCAGUCCAAACAAAACACUCCGACUCAGGUCUGUCACCUGGUGUAAACUGUUUAUUGCUACUAGAAGUAAUCUACCUCUUAAUAAUUUUAAUUGUAUUGAAAGCUUCCAAAGGACAUAUGGAAAUUUUGAGUUGGGUUAUGCUCUUGGCUUAGUGUGAAACAUAACCUAUCCCUACUCUUAUGUUUUCAAAAUGGUCAGUUGCCUUUCCAUGCUUUGUAGUUUGUGAUUGACCUCUCUAUUUAUUAUGGGUUUUAGGAACAAGACCUGUCAGUGAAGGAAAACCAGCAGAAACAUUAGAACAACAAAAACCACCAGCCGCUAAACCACCUUCUACACAUCAAACAACAGAUACAUACAAACCUUCUCCCUCAACUACAACUUCACCACCUCCAUCUCCAUCACACUCCUCCACUUCACAGCAAAGAACACCUAAUUCUACUCCGUCCAAUGCACCUAACAAACCAUUCGCCCAUGUACCUCCACAAGCUCACAUCACCACAUCCUCAACAAUGCUGGAACAAGCUGCUGGCAGUCUGAAAGAAGACGAGCCUAACAUGGACCAUUUUGCACAAGCUGCGGAAAACCUUGUGGCUUCAUUAGAUGAUGAUGAAGAGGUAGGGUAACAAUUUUGUGGCCUUAAAUCUCUAUUUCAUAAGAUCCAUGUAGUAUUUCUCUUUCUGCUGCUUUCUGCUCAUGGUAGAAACAAGUUCGUGUGGAUUUUAACUGCAUGUUAUCCCUUCCUAAAAAAAGGAGGUUGGUAUUGGAUAUCAUGGUCCUUUUUGAUAUUAUAGCAUUUCCGGUGGAUGUGAUUAAUUUAUCCAGAAAUUAGAGACUUUCAGAUUCUCAUUACAAAACUGUUUUCCAUGAAGCUUCAUUAGCUACAAAGUUUGCACAGGUAAUUUGUGAUCAGAUACAAUUUAGCAAUUUCUCAACAGAACAAAAAAAACUGCCCACUUGGUGGUGUCAAGUCUUCAGAACUACACCAUUUUUGCCACAGUAGGACUUGGGUUUUUAACUGCUAGCAUGCUGCAGGUUCAUUCAUGCUGACUGUUUCCCCACCAGUAAAAAUUGGAGUUGAAUUUACUACAGAACCUAACCAUCCAUAUUAUUUCUCUUAACAAUAGGACAUACAUGUAUAAUGUGAAAAAAAAAACUUCAUUUCCUUUGAUCUUUCAACAGGAGGAUUUAAAAGAAGAGGACCAGCCAACUACACAGCAGAAGCAGGAAUAUCGCAGUUCACCAACAACUACAGAAGAGGUGCAAUGGAGUUACACUGAUCCACAGGGCAAAGUGCAAGGUAAGUUAUCUGUUUUGGCAGUCAGGAACCAGAUGGUGCACGGAGUGGCUCAUGUAAUUCUGUAACUUUACCACUGUGAAUUAUGAACAACCUUCAGGUGCAAGACAAUGAAGAGGAUCCUGCAGAUAGUAAAAUAAGAUAAUUUUGAGCUUUUUGUUAAAAAAAUUAGAACUGCAAGUAGUUUGAGCAAAGUUUUGCUUCAUCAGCAAGGAAGCAGGUUAUAAUAAUUUUUAUCCUGUGAGUUAGACAAGAGGCAGCAAAUUUUUGAGUCAUGUGAAAAAUUUCUUGUGCAUAAAUUCCUUUGUUUCCUCAUCUCAAAUCAAACACAAAUAUCUCAAAAUUGGGUUUAAAGGUUUCAAAACUAAUAUUAUGCAUAUCUAAACUCGACUCAAGCUUUGAUCCUUGAGGCUUUUUUGAAAGUGAAGGAUUGAGGAUUUAGUUUUGAGGGACUGUUUACCUACUUUUGAACAGUACUGUAUGUGCAGGUUACCCAAACAUUAAUGGGGGCAUUUUUCAAACAGGUCCAUUUUCCAACUCUGAGAUGGCAGACUGGUUUAGUCAUGGUUACUUCACAAUGGGAUUGUUGGUCAAACGAACUAUUGAUGAGAUUUUCCAACCACUUGGUGAGGAACUUCAUUCUGUGAGGACUCAUAAUACUGCCAAUAUGUUUGUGAAAUAGUAUAUGUUGGUUUUACAAGCUAUCAAGACAAUCUACUAAGUUCAAACAGUUUUUUUACCUACACUUACAGUGCCCAAGCUCUCUUGGAGUACAGAACAUGAACUAAAGAUAAUUUGUUACAAUAGUGGUUUCAUAUGCCUGCCUUGCAUCAAUAGUUUUACUAAGAUGUAAUAUGUGUGCAAUGUUUGGUGACAAAAGAACAAAUCUGUCAGAUAUAUAGGAUACUUGUAUAUGUGUUUUGGACAAUAAGUUUGUGCUCAAGGUAACUAACACAAAGCUGUCUGUAAUUCUUUCCAAUUAUUUGCAAAUAUUGUGACAUGGCAGGCGAGAUUAUUAAACAAUGGGGGAGAGUGCCCUUCACCCCUGGUCCUCAGCCACCUCCCUGUAAGGUAAGAAUUUUUGUGUUUAUCUCACAAGGGUGCUACUAAAAGCCAAAAUUUAACCCCUUGCACCCUAACAUCAGUAUACAAAUUCUCCAUACUGUUCUCUAUACAUUUCUUAAGGUGCUGACAAUAAGAAUUUGUUAAACAGUCAAGAGCCUCAUAAGUUCACAAUUAUUUCAUUUAUUUUUGACUUUGAUGUUUGAUUAAGGGGGUGAUUUUGUUAGGAGAAAUUAGAUGCUUAUCACUCUUCUGGAAUAAGGGUGUGAUGAGCCUCACUUUUCUUUAGUGUUAAAUCAACAUUUUGUACCUUUCAGCUUUGCUCACGAGUUUAUUUACAAUUUAAGCAUUCAUUAGGAAGAAUUUAGUCAACUGUGUUCGUAGUUAGAUGUGUUAGAGCUACCUUAAAUUGCAUGCCUUGAACUGCUUUUUAGUUGUAUAUUGUAAUUGCUAAAGAGCUGUUCAUCUGUGAUGUUGCAGGUUGUUCCUGAACACAUUCAGAGACAGCAACAGAUCUUAGCCCAACAACAGCAAUACCAACAUCUGAUGCAGCAACACUACCUUCAACAGCAACUGUUCCAUCAGCAAGCAAUGAUGAUGCAGGUAGAGUAACAACAGACCAAACAGAGCAGAGAUAGUGGUAUGGCAAGAAUGAAGUCAUCUUUAGGUUGAGUCUGUUCUUUCCUGUCUAGCCUUACCUCAAUAGUCUUCCUCCAAGUUUGUCAGUCUGUCAGUCUUAUCAGAGCCUCAGAGAGAGAGGUCUGCAAGGGUUCUAGCAUUGCUAAUCCUCACUUUUAGAGCCAGACACUGGCAAACCUCUCCCCUUUGAAAUCUUUGGGCAGAAAAACAUACGCCUUCCAAGGUUAAUAAUUAGGGCUUACUCACAAGGUAGGGUGGGGCCUCGUAGCUCUGAGAAGAUGUAAACAUAGUUAUCUCACCAGCUACCAUAAUAACUAAGAUACUUCAGCAUGUUAAAAUACAAAACGAUGUUGGUGUCUCUCUUUCUCUCUUCCUCCCAGCAACAACAACUGCAACAUAGCCAACAGCAAAUGCAACAGAUGCAGCAGAUGCCACCACCACCUCAGCAUUCCCCAACACAAAACAGCUCAUCUCCUAUGACGCAGCAUGGUCAACCACAGGCAAAACAGGCAGGAGUCCAUCACUUAGAACAGCAACCCCAACAAGGAAGACCCCAAACUCUGUCACCGCACGCUGAAUCAAUCUGGGGCACUGGAACACCACCCCAAGCUUCUCCUUGUAAGUUUGACUUGGCCCUUUUUGGUGCUCAUUGCUUUAAAAGUUUUCCUGGUUUGUUAGGGACACACUAGUUUUCAAGUCAGCAACAUACAAACCUUUUGAUUGAGAUGAUGAAAACUUGCAACAAACGAUCAAUCUUUAUGGUAUCACCAUUUUCCCGUGCUAGAGCAAAAUUUGGUGACCAUGGUCUUCCUAACCCCCCUCCCCCCCUUAGAAAAUCUGAGUUACACCUCUGAGCAUGGCAUAGAGUUUUGAAAGAAGAAUAAAUAAGAGGCUAAAAAAAUGAAUAGUAAGAAAACUCGGAGAUUAUCUAGAAAUUGUACUGAGUUUCCUCUUUCUACAGCUAUCAUUGCACCUGGUCCUUGGUCUCCUGUAACAACGACAUCGGCUGGAAAAGGCUGGGAUACAGAAAAUAGGUAAAGUUGUCUUGAGUGUCCUAGGUUCUGAGCUUUCCACUUUGGCUUCUUCUGCAUGUAUCGAUCAGGAAUCUUUCUCCUUUGUCUUGAUAGGUUUCUUUUUCAUGACAAGCCGAUAUUGCGGGCAAAUUAUAAAGAGUGUUAAUUGGUUUUCAUUUUAAAAAACCGAUAUACUACAAGCACUCUGAUUGGUCAAAACCUUUCGUUUAUUGCACUGGCAAACCCAUAGAAAAUUGAAGUUUGUUUAUAAAAGCAAUAAACCACACUUUCUGUCGGUUUAUUAGCGUAAUAACUCACUUGAGAUGUUGGGAGAACACUCGAACAGUUUGCAAAUCACACGCCGAAGGCGAGCGAUUUACAAACCUUUUCAAGUGUUUUCCUAACAUUCUGUGUGGGUUUUGACGGCAGUAAACCGAUAGAAAGUGCGGUCUAUUUCUUAGAAAUAUAUUUUUUGGAACUUGAUGUUAUUCAAUUUUUACAAAAAUGACACUUACGGAUGCGCCUUUCUUUUUUCGUUAAAACCGUUGCCUUGAUCGAGAAAACUGUUGAAAUAAAAUGAAAAAAAAUUUGCGAGCUCCUCCGAUAAGGAAGUGGCCUAUGUUAAGCCUAUUUUUGGCCAGGGUUUUUUUCAACAUUUCCUUCCAUUUUUUCAGCCAACAGAAUGUUCCAUCCUUUGAGGAAAUACAGAGAAUGGAAGAAGAGAAAGAAAAGCAGGCAAGGGUAAGGCUAUUAUAGUUUUGUUGAUUCGCUAGCAUUGGCGUCAUAUCUUGGCGCCUAUUUCUUACCAUAUUCCUCUUUCUUAUCCAGCUUGAAAUGGAAAGAAGAGAAGCUAAUGCCAGGGCUAUGAGACUGAAGCAAGAGGAAGAAGAACGGAGACGCGCGCAGGAGGCAGCCAUGCUCAAGAAACAACAACAAGAGGACGAGGAAAGACGGCAAUUGCAGGAGACGGAAAGAAGAAGAAAAGAACAAGAAGAACUCAGAAAGGUUGGUGUGUGAAGCAGAUGGCUGGGUUCAGGGAUUUGGAAAUGAUUACUAAUUUAAGAAGCUAGAGAUUUGGAAGUGAUCCUCGCAGUAAUGUGCACUACUUAGGCAGUAGUGAAAAUAAGGCCUGAAAAAAAAAUUCAGGCCUGUACGGGAUUUGAACCCAUGACCUCUGCGAUACCGGUGCAGCGCUCUACCAACUGAGCUAACAAGCCAACUGGGAGCUGGUCAUGAUGGUGGUUCUAAAUAAACCCGUGAAGUGAUGAAUAGACGGUUAAGAAUACAUGAAAGUCAUAUAUUUGAAUUUCAGGCCUUAUUUUCACUACUGCCUAAGUAAUGCACAUCACUGCGAGGAUCACUUUCAUCCACGUCUUUAUCCGCAGUUCAGAUAUAUGACUUUCAUAUAUUCUUAACCGUCUAAGCUAGAGAUUGUUGGCAAAUUUUUCUUUGUAAGCACCUUAAGAAAUGUAUUAGAGAUCAGUCGGGAGAAUUUGCAUACUGAUGUUAGGGUGGAAAGGGUGAAAACUUCUUGAGCUGCAAAUGACAGUAUUUGAAGUCUCUCUUAUCAUUUUUCUAAGAAACAGGAAGAAGUGCGAAGAAAACAAGAAGAAGAGCUGAGAAGGAAACAAGAACAACAGGAAGUGUUACGCCAACAAGAACAACGGCAACAGCUUGAGCAACAGAAAGCGGAGCAGAAGCGACGACACGAGGUACUGCAACAGCAGCAGCAAGCUCUUCUUCGACUCCAGCAGCAACAGCAAGAACUCCAGAGAAAGAAAGACUUGCAAAUAAAAGCCGAAUUGCAACAGCGGGAGUUGCAGCAGAAACUGCAGCAGAAGAGACAGGAAAAUCAGGUGAGAAGGUCAUUUUUAAUUAAGGCUGACCUUUUUGCAACGGCUGCCUUUUGAGGACAGUGGGAAGAGGCCUUUUUAGAGAGGUUACCUGCGCGGAGAAUUGAUUUAAGUAUGAGACAUAUUAAAGGAACAGGGACAGGAAAUUUGAGGAAGUUUUGGCCAAUUUCAGGUUUGGCUUAUAACGGUUAGUGUUAGUAUCGUAGUAGCAACUGCGCACUUACUCCUCCCUUAACCCAACAACAGUCAACUGAAGAUAAGUUCGGGUAAAUGUUGGGUUAGGGGAGGGGUAGGUGCGCUGUUGGUCGGGUACUGACAUUGAUCCGUUAUAACUCUCAUGGAAUAACGUAAUUUUGACACCUUGAAAGCGGCAUGAUGUUGGGCGGCCAUUUUGGCCACCUGUCAGCGGUUUCAACGUUUGCUCAUGUACAGACGUUUGACCACCGUUUUGUCUGUCUGUUUCUCUAUGCAGACGUCAGGAGGGUCUCUGUGGGGUUCUCCUACCCCUGUGUCAGGUACUAUGUCCCUAACCCAGAUUCAACAGCAGGAGGAAAGAGACAAGGUGCAGCGGGAAUUCAAACUGCAGCAGCUUCAGGCCCAGCAGAAGAGGGAACAACAGACACGGGGUGUACCAGGGUGGGGUGAAAGACCACCUGUGGUGAAUCAGCCUGUCAAGUCUUUGCUACAGAUACAACAGGAGCAGGCCCAGCAACAGAACAAAAGGCAGCAGGGAUCUGCUUUGUCGAGAUCACAGGUGGGGAAACCGCUCUGUUUAGGAGAUGGGGCAGUUUCUAAUUGGGUGUCGAAAAGACAAGACCGCGGUUAUCGCAACGGCCAAUUGGGUAGUUUUUCAACACUUUUGUACUCGAUAACGUAUACGAUCCCAGAGGAUACUCUGUCUUGUAGUGCUUGUGUUGAACCUUUCCGCCUUUUCGUCUUUAUUCAGCCGAGUCACAAUCCUCUCAGUUCGUCAGUGUGGGGGAAUGCUGGACACCUUUCAGCAUCUUGGGGACCAGCUCCCAAUUCAGCUAACAUCUGGGGCUCAACACCAUCCAAGCCUCCUCCUCCUCCUCAGCAGCAGUAUGAUGACGAAGACGACGACGAAGACGAUGAUGACGACGACAGCGAUGAGGAAGGUGGAGCAUUCUGGGAUGAUGCCGUCAAAGCUGCGAGUAAGAGUCGUGAACAACAACAGCAACAGUUUGUACAACAACAGCGACAGCAACAAAAAGCCAGGUGAGGUUACUUGAGAGAGUAAGGUCCACUUUGAACGUACAACGCAUCAAUGUCAGUAUCUGAGCAGCUGCAUACCUGCCCCUCCCCUAACCCUAAAACAUUCAACUGAUGACAACUAAGGGUUAAUUUGGUGGGGGGGGGUAAGUGUGUAGUUGUUCAGAUACUGACAUUGGUCUCGUAGGGCCUUGCACGCAUCGAACUUAAAACUCUUCGCUUUGACGAAGGGCUAACGCCCAAAACGUUAGCUUUGGAAACUCUCCACGGUGGUGAAUUUACAUAAUCAGUUGAUAAAAUCAAGUUAUCCUGUAAUAUCCCACCCACUCCGCAUCUCAAUUUUCUUCGGAAACUUACCCCUCUUUAAAACCUUCGUGGUCGACCCAAAUGAUAAUUUUCGACGGUUAAUUCAUACGUUGAAUUCAAUUAGUCGAAAUUGUGCCCUAGAGAAAGAAGCAAAAUAUUUAUUUUACUAAUUUAGGCAUUUUAUCCAGCAACUGGAAAGUGUUACAUUUGAAUCAAAGUGUCGAAGUCACCUUUCCCGUGUAAACCAAAUGGGUUUUUUUAAAUUUUUUUUUACCAAUUUAUUUUUGGCUUGUUACUUUUGAGUAAUUGAGUGUGCGACGUUUAAAGUUGGCCCAGUAGUACAUGAACUAUACACGGGAACGUUUGGUAGAAAUUACGUCUAAGAAAAAACAAGAUUUUGGUGUGGUUUUUGCCCCCCCCCAAGUCGUGUACUUAACCUUUUUGGCCGAGCAGUAAUUUUCACGUUCAGUUGGACAUCAUAAAUACAUAUCUGAUUGUGUGAUGACUCCGUUUUUUUCAUAUAAAUAGUAAUUUGAAUAUUUAGUACUCAUUUCACAGUGUUUGAUUUGUCACAGAGAACCACAAAGAUUUUUAUACUUGGCUUUAACGUUAUGUAAUCGGUAGAAAUAGUUUUUAGUCAGUAGAGCGUUUAUGCAGUGAAGUCGUUCCUUUUUUUCCUUUUCUAGUCAACCUCAGACCAAUAUGGCGUCUGAUAAGCGAGCUAAUAGAGACGAGGUGAGUGAAGAUAAUUUGUAUCACAGUAAGUGGAGUGGAUCCUCUGGUUUUUUCUUGACAUUAUAUUUGAUGAUAGCAAAGCUUGGAAUCGUUUGUAAUUCCGAAGCUUUGACCAAACGUUGGAAAAUACUUGAUCCGCUUCAAGCGCGGAAAAUAUGCUACCAGCUCCAAGCGCGGGAAAACAUGUGAAUGGCUAGUGUCAAACACGAAAAACUGUCACGCUGGGAAAAAGAGCUGGAAAACGCGGUUGUGGUUCUACCUCUGAUUGGUUGGGUAAUGACGCUUGUGUUGAUCUUGGGACCAAUUAUGGCUUAGCAAAUGUCAAUCAAAGCAACAGAGGUUAUUACUUUUCAGACUACAAAAAAUAGAAUAGAAAAAAAAAACUUGUUAAUUGUGUUGUUUAUUGCAGGAAAACUUGAGACGGCUUUUCCACAGUCAACCCAGUGUGGACGAGUUUUCUGUUUGGUGUGACCAAGCGCUCCGCAGCCUAAAUAUCGCUUCAGGAAUUGACAGUGAGUUACUCUUGAGCGGCUCGUUGAAUUACUGUGGGCCUGAACCAUAAAUAACUAAUGGGUACCUGUUUAUUACUUUAUUAGUUCCAACAUUCUCGGCAUUUCUCAGAGAUGUGGAAUCACCGUAUGAGGCAAGUACAGCUGUUCAUAUUAUUUUUUGGUGAUCGUAGACUUAAUAAGUAAAAAUAAGAGGACAUCCUCGCUCAGCUGAAUUUGAAAACACCAGGGCAUAAAUCGCUUUCCAGCAGAUAAGAGCUAAGUAAACACUUGUAUGCGCUCUAUACCGGAUAGAGAUUUAUGCGGUGGAUAGCGUUAUCUGCUCUUCGAACAAACAGGGCCGACCGUAACAAAGUACUGAGUUUGGACGAAGUUCGAAAUUAUUCCUCAGAGGAGACGUGUGCUACAAAAACCUAAUAGUUUUAUCUUCAACAUUUUGGCUUAUUAAUGACUUUUGCGGCAAGAGGAACAGAAGCUGUGACCAGGUGACAAAGUUGUUGUCAAAAUAACGGCGUCCAUGGUCGAAAGCUUGGCACAUUUGAAGGCAUUUUUAGCAGGGUUAGGUUACUCUUAGUAAUCUCAACAAGUGAAUACCUAGUAAAUGCUUUGAAAAACGCUUUUAUGGCGGAGAAGAAAAUGGUAUGGUCCCCGGAGCAUAAUGUUUGUUUUACCUUCUCAUUGCCCAAGUCUCUUAAGUAGUUCUCCUUACUGUGUGCCGUACAAUUCUUAUGGCAUUAGUACGGAGAACUUGGUAUGAGAUCAAGUAUAAUCCCCUAAUUGCCUUUUUCCCUUUACUCUCAUCACUAUUCUGCUUAAUAGUGUAUCAAUAUUGUUAGGACAAAUUCUGUCUGAGUCACUCAUGGGAGAUAAAGGCCGGGUUAAGUGACAGUCACGAAGGAAAAGUUCGACGAAAAUACACUUGUAUGCAACAGACUGCAGGUCGAAAAUAUGAAAGAAAACGUAUUACUAUUGAAAGGAAUUCAAUGUAGUUUUUGAUCCUUAAAUUUCUUUGGUUUCUAAUUUCUCUUAGGUUUACGACUACGUCAAGUCUUACUUAGGGGACAAUCGCGAAACGAGAGAUUUUGCUCGCGAGUUCAUCGAAAGACGGAAGAAACAAAAGGACAAAAUUCCUGCUUCUCUUCCACCGUUUUCUCAAGUGAGUGUAACCAAUUUCGCGUCGUAAAACAUCAAGUAAGUGUUGAAUGGCGUGUAAAGAGCCCUAAGAGCGGAUGACCGAAGGGAGAAUGCGACUCUUUCUGGCGCCCUAUUAUAACAACAAAUCAACUGUAGGCCUUUUUUUUAGUUUGUAUAACGAAAGAAGACAGGAAAUGAUCUGCACUUUGCUUCAAAGAAAGCAAUCUGCCUUCUGGCUGCCUUGCGCGACUCAUACACGUGUGUGGUUAAGUUCCGUAAUAACUAACGAAAAGUGUUGGAAAGAUAUGUAACCAGAGGCCUGUUUCUCGGAACUCCUUCUGCUCCGGAAAAGCGGGAGUUGAUAAAACCAGGUUGUCUUGUAAUACCACUUACCGACGCAGCACAACUAUAGAAAUUUACUCGUUUUAUUCAUUUGAAGUUUAGUGAAGGCCAAACUACAAAGAGAUUUUGUUUGGUUAUUCCGUUUAGGCAAGUGUGUGGGGUGCACCUGUUCCUCGGGGACCGUCUGCAGCCAGGCCCACGAAUAUGACCCAAUCAGGCGCCUUCCUAUCGGGUCCACCUCAAGAGGAUCCUCAGGAAGCAAUGAAUAAGAAGAAAAGAAAGAAAAAGAUGCAGAAAGUGGACCCGAGCAUUUUGGGAUUCAGCGUGAAUGCGGCGGAUCGAGUGAACAUGGGAGAAAUACAGACUGUCGAAGACUAGCAAUGAGACCUUUAAACAAAUGCAAAGGUGGCGACAAAGCUUCGCCUUGGCCUUUUUCGAAACAGAAAAAAAAAAGAAACAAAUUGUUUUAUAUGUUAGACCAAAUAUCGAGUAGCGAAUUUUUAAUCGGCGACCGCGUGGAGCGGUGGAGAAAUGUGGACUGUACAAACUGUAAAUGGCGAACAAAAGCUCAAGCCCUAAUAUAGCUGAAAAUAUUUUCUUUGAGUUCGUUGUGAUUUGGAAUAACUUAACUGAAUAACUGGUUUCUCUUUUCUUGGCCAUACACCAAUUCUAUGUUCACCUUCAAGACGCGAUCUACCAGUGUUGUUCUAAUAUGGUGAGUGAUCUGCCAAUGGUGUUCUGAU
Molecule: messenger RNA, 16700 nt
Organism: Pocillopora meandrina
Lineage: Eukaryota; Metazoa; Cnidaria; Anthozoa; Scleractinia; Pocilloporidae
Source: the annotation of a GenBank genome assembly